AUGAGCAACUUCAAGAUUUGUGUGGAUUCAAUGGCGUUGCCUGCAAUAGAUUGGAAGAAGAAGGAGAAAAUGUCCUGGAAUUGGAAAUGUUUUUCACAGAAGAUUGAGAAUCUCAGAAAAUGUGAAAUGCUGACAAAACUCUAUCUUUACGGUAAUCGCAUCUCCAAAAUUGUCAAUUUAGACAACCUCAUUGACCUGCAGGUGCUCUGGCUGUGUGAAAAUAAAAUCUCAAAGAUUGAGAACUUGUCUUCAUUGAAAAAUUUGAAAGAUUUAAAUUUAGCUGAAAAUCAGAUCGUCAGAAUCGGUGAUAGUCUCAAUAAUAACAUUAAUUUGGAAAGACUUAAUCUAUCAGGUAAUAAAAUUGCAUUUCUAAAGGACAUGAACGACUUAUGCAAUUUACCAAAUUUGAACCAUUUAAGCUUCAAGGAUCCCUAUUAUGCACCCUGCCCAGUAUCAUUGCUGUGUAAUUAUUCUUCCUAUGCCCUUUUUUAUCUACCUCAACUGAUAUCUUUAGAUACAUAUAAUGUGAAUUCCAAGGAGAUUUCAGAGAUCGUAGAAAGUCUUGUCGAGAAAAAAAAAUUUUUUUACAAUGACCAAGUAAAGAGUUUGGAUUAUAAGAAGAGUUGCUGGUAUGAUGUUGCCAACCAACUCAAAGAAUACAUGUUGGUCAAAUAUCAUAACAAGAUGAAGCAGUUGGCAGAGGCCAUCAGAAAGGUUCAAAGCUCCUCUUUCACUGAAAUGGCCAGUCAAUCAAGCAAUUUCCCAAAUCUGGAAAAAACAGAAACUGAAACAAAUCCAGAAACAGAACUGGAAUUGCUCAAAUCCAAGCAUGCAACUCUGACUGAAAAUCUAAAGACUCUUCACGCAGCGUACUCAAAGUGUGAAUUGCAAUGUACCAGGAUUGAAAAAAGAAUUCGUCUAGCCAUUAAUUAUGUUGAGAAGAGAUACAAACGUCUUGUGAAUUAUCUUCAGUUGGAACUGGGCACCUGUGGAAAUAUUAGAAUUUCUCAGUGCUCAAAGAAUGAUCUCUGUUAUGAUUCCUGCUGCAAUGUGGUACUGUCCAAGUUUUGUCCUGUUGAUUUCCAGGCCUUCAACGUCACUGGGAUUGAAGUGCAGAACAUCUACAAAAUAGUCAACCGAACCCUUAUUAGGAGAUUUGAAGAUAAAAUGAUUGCCUUAAUACCCGACUCCAAUGAUGACUUCAGUUUCGUUAACAAGGUGAAUGAAUUAAAGAAAAACCAGGAUUACCUGUUUUGGAUUUACAACCCUGAGUUGCCGCCAGCCAUGAGUGACAUGGAAAUGAUUAUUGAAAAUGGAUUCCCUGCAUCACAUUUAUAUGAGAGACUGGGUAUGAAUGCUGCCAUCCCAUUGGCUAACAGUCUUUAUCUUGCUGAUCGCUGGCGGAUCCACCAAGAAUUCAUCUCAUCAAAUUUUGAGAAUCAACACGCCAAUGCCUGUUUUUUUAGACAUGGAAUUCUACUGAUGUGUCGUGUCUAUCUUGGAAGAAGUACUUCAGCUGUAAGCAAUAAAAUAAUCUGCCCAGAGACUUACACGGAUACUGAAUCAGUCUUCAAAACCAAAGCCAUGUUGAACCAACAUGCCGAGAUUCCUGAAGUCUUGGGCCAACAUUUUCCUUGUUCUUGCCUCAAAGACCAACAGGAAUGGUACAUCUUCAAUCAAGAAUACAUUGUUCCUGAAUAUAUUAUUGAGUUCAAAUACAUCACAAUGCCAACCAAUGAGAAUCCGUUCAUGUUAGUGGAUACAGGACAGAGCCAAAACGAAUUCGACAAACUCUUGGCUCAUUGUUCGUCUCCUUUGUAUGAAGUAGCUGAUCAAGAAUCAAUACAAAAAGGGAUUAAUCAAUUGGGAGAUAUGCCCAGAGACACCAACAUAAUGGCUGUAAUCCAUAACACUCCCAUUCCCGAACUGAUCACCCAUCUCAAUCUUAGUCAUCAGAAAUUGGAAGAUCUUCCGUUAUUGACAGCAAUGUAUUCAUUAAAUAGACUGGAAGUAAGUUUCAAUCUACUGACGAAACUCAACUUGGAUAAAAUGCCUUUAACAUAUUUGGAUGCCAGUUUCAAUAAUAUCUGCUCUUUAGAAGGCAUGAAGAAUUUGGUUUCACUGAAGUAUCUUGAUAUCAGUUGGAACAAGCUUUUCAAUAUCAAAGCCAAUUUAACUGUUCUCAAGGAGAACACACCAUUUAUUGAAGAACUUGAUACACGGCAAAAUCCAUGGCGAAAACCAGAAGACCUGAGAUUGCGUAUCAUCGGUCAGUUACCGAAUGUCAUGACCCUGAAUGGCUCUUCAAUCAUAGAGAGUGAGAGAGAUGCAGCUGAGAGCCUCUUGACUACCGACCUGAUAUGUGCAUCUUUACUGGAAACCCACAGCCAUGUUGAUCACUCUGAACCCCGCAUUCUCAGCAUAUGGAACAUGGCUCAGAUACUCACUUGUACCAGUUUGAACCGACCAGGAAUGUUGACUGAAGCUGAUCCAAUGUGUUUCUCAAAGAUAACAUCCGUAAAUCUUGACUAUUGUCAGUUAUCUGACUUGUCUUACCUUUGUAGACUUGAUCAGUUAAAAUGGAUUUCUCUCAACGGAAAUUACUUGACAACUUUAAAAGACCUGCAUACCUGUAGCCAACUUGAGGAGAUAUCAGCAUCUGAUAAUUGUAUUGAUCAUAUUGGAGACUUAUCUCACCUGAUCAACCUACAACGGUUACAUUUGGGCCACAAUUUUAUACAUACAUUGAAAGGGUGUGGACUUGAGCAGCUCUCACAUUUGACCUACCUCUCCCUAGAGAGCAACUUCAUCCAAAAUCUUGAUGGAUUCCAGGAAUUGUCAUCUUUGUGCCAGCUCUACAUUGGACACAACCAGAUUGUCUAUUCAGGGGAAGUAAUUCUUAUCAAAAACUUGAAGAAUCUCCUGAUUGUAGAUUUUAGAAACAACUCAAUGACAAAGGAAACUGUGAAUUAUAGACUUUAUGUCAUCUUUCACUUGAAAGGACUUCAGAUUCUGGACGGGGAAACUGUGGAUUCUACAGAAAUCAUCGAAGCUAAAGAUAUGUUUGGAGGACGGCUAACAUCAGACUUCAUCUCGGAACGUCUUCACGGAUGUACCAGUCAUGAUUUGAGAGAACUGAACUUACCAAAUUGUAGUUUACGAACUGUUGACUUGGGAAAUGGUGACAUCUAUGGAAAUUUGACAAGCAUCAAUUUGGAACAUAAUCACCUUACAUCUCUCGGAGGCUUGCUCUACUUACACAAUCUCAAGGUAUUAUGUCUGAAUAACAACAGAAUUGAGUCAAUAUUUCCUCGACAAAAGUGGGGAAAACAAAAAUCCAACCCAGCCAAUGGAGAUUCUGAAGACUCCCAUGAUGGAGACAUGGAUAAUGGUAACUGCAGAAUUCUCUUGAAACUUGAAGUUCUACAUCUUGGGUAUAACGAAAUCCGGAGCCUUCCACAGCUUCAGUUGCAUCGGCUGCCUUCUUUAAAGGCUUUAUUUCUACAAGGCAAUGAUAUCAGCAAGCUUGAAGGUCUGGAAGGCCUCAGAAAUUUGGUAGAACUUGUUUUGGAUGCUAACAAAGUGAAAACAAUUUCACCUUUAUCCUUUGUCCACCUUCACAACUUGACUGAACUUCACCUCGAAGAAAACAGACUUGUCAGCUUGGCAGGACUCAAUUCUCUUUCAAAACUUGAACGGCUGUACCUGGGCAGUAAUAAAAUUCAGGAAAUUGCUGAAUUUGAACACUUAACGUCUUUGAGUUGUUUAUCUGAUAUAUCCCUGAUAAACAACCCUGUGUCAAAAAAGAUGCAAAUGCGGUACAUCUUAAUUAACAACUUCCCACAACUGACAGCCAUUAACAACAUUGCAAUCACAGACGAAGACUGUAUAAAAGCAGAAGCAUUUAUGGCUGAACAAAUAAGACAGUCUAAUUCAGCCACAGCAAGCCAAGCUAUCAUGCUGGAUGGGGGUCUGCCAUGUAUUUCACAAUGUCAUCUUCAGGUCAGUUCGGUAAAGCCAACAACCAUAAGUCUCUGCUCUCCAGCCAUUGGCACGACAUCCAACUCUAUCACAGGACAAGACAGUCUUUAUACACACCAGAUAGACAAAUCCACCAAACACCCUUUACCUGGGAACCGUCUACUAUCGGUAACUUCAUCUGUUCUGCCAAAUGUCACUUUAUCCAAGAAUGGACCAAUGCCAAUAUCAGAUCAUCCGCCAGAGGCUUCAUAUGCAACUUUGCAAGAAUUUGGACAUUCUUUAUUAAAAACAAGAGAUCAUUCAAUGGGACAUCAUUAA
Messenger RNA from Acanthosepion pharaonis, 4299 nucleotides. NCBI's taxonomy places the organism in Eukaryota, Metazoa, Mollusca, Cephalopoda, Sepiida, Sepiidae. The record is from the annotation of a GenBank genome assembly.